Penicillium cataractarum is the source of this 1032-nucleotide messenger RNA. RefSeq names its product class I SAM-dependent methyltransferase. Gene Ontology annotation, molecular function: methyltransferase activity. The transcript is spliced from 10 exons. Lineage: Eukaryota; Fungi; Ascomycota; Eurotiomycetes; Eurotiales; Aspergillaceae. The coding region runs from base 1 to 1032 and encodes 343 amino acids. The record is from RefSeq and is a predicted model, not a curated record.
AUGGCGGAACCAGAGGCUAUUGCGGUGGAUCCGGACACGUACGCCGUUGAUUCGUACUGGCCCGACGACUGGCAAUCGGAAACUACUUCUAUCGGAUCGUCGAUUUAUCGAGGAUUGAUCGAGAAUGGAAGACGCUAUCAAGCACUUCGAAACAAGGAGUACAUUAUCCCGGCCGAUGACGCGCAAUUCGAAGCAUAUGAAGCUGGACAUCUCUGUGCUCUCAUUCUAGAGUCACGUCAUGAUAAUCCAUUCUUCCGAUCUCCCGUUUCAGCACCGGAGAAUAUCCUGGAUAUUGGUACCGGCAAAGGAACCUGGGCGAUCGAUGUUGCCGAUAUGUUUCCAAAUGCCACCGUCCGUGGAGUCGACCUAUUCCCUCCACCAGUCUCUUGGGUGCCUCCAAAUUGCAUUCUUGAAGUCGACGACGUCCAGCAGGAAUGGACGUGGCACGAACCGUUUGACCUUAUCCACAUGCGUAUCAUGAUCGGAUCCUUCGACGAAUCAGAAUGGGAACGUUUAUAUAAGCAAUGUUACGACAACUUGAAACCGGGAGGCUGGAUCGAACAAUUGGAGGUUAGCCCCUGUGUUCAAACUGAUGAUGGAAGUCUGCCGCCGGAUAAUAUCUUGAAUGACUGGGGACCAAACGUCCUGGCAUGCGGUGAACGAGCCGGUCGAGCCAUCAACACCUUCGAAACGAUGACCAACAAGAUCCGAAAUGCUGGAUUCGUCAACGUCCAUGAGAGACACUACAAAUGGCCCAUUGGACCGUGGCCUCGAGACAAGGAACUCAAGGAGGCUGGCAUGGUUAAUCAUCAGCACUGGAGUUCUGGUCUAGAGGGCUGGGGUAUGUGGCUGCUUACCCGAUUUGGGGCUCCCCAUCCCUGGAGCCAGGAGGAGGUUCAGGUGUAUGUUGCCCAAUUGAGGAAUGAGUUGAUGAAUCCGCGUUUCCAUAUUUGGCACAGAGGACGGCGUGUAUGGGCUCAGAAGCCACUGGAUGGUAGUCCAACCCCGACGAAUAAGUGGCCAUCGGGUUGA